This is a messenger RNA of Amyelois transitella, 1649 nucleotides long. Its product is annotated as visual system homeobox 2. The transcript has 9 exons. Gene Ontology annotation, biological process: regulation of transcription by RNA polymerase II. The record is from RefSeq and is a predicted model, not a curated record. Gene Ontology annotation, cellular component: nucleus. Lineage: Eukaryota; Metazoa; Arthropoda; Insecta; Lepidoptera; Pyralidae. The coding region runs from base 311 to 1516 and encodes 401 amino acids. Gene Ontology annotation, molecular function: sequence-specific double-stranded DNA binding; DNA-binding transcription factor activity, RNA polymerase II-specific.
GGAAAGGUUGCCCGGCCUUUGGCGAACCCCCGAGAUAUGAUCUUUCGGUUCUGAGUGAAAAACCGAGGGGGGUUUUAUCGUUUUUACAGGUCGUCGGGCGGCGCCGCGGACAGAAGCGCUCCGGACGGCGCCCCGGGUGCUCGCGUCGCGGUUCCUAAAAUCAUUUUCCGAGAUUUUCCGGAAAAACAAAACAGGCCUAGCUUCGUACCUCAAAAAGUGACUCGAGUGCAACAGACUCAAAAUUAAACGACCUAAAAUUGUGAUAGUUUAAAUUUGAAAAUGGAAUAUAAAAGUUAAGGUUACAACAGCCAUGCAAGCGAUGAGCGCGAACACUAGCGCGCCGCGUGCGCCUCAACGUUCUCCGUUUGCGAUCCAAGAGUUGUUAGGCCUCUCGGACAACCGGGACUCUCGGGACCGGUACUUCGAAGGCCGGGAGGACCGGGUGCUGAAUCUGUCUGAGAGCCGGGAGUCCCGAGGGUACACUCCUCAGUUCCAGCUACCGGCUUCGGUAGCCAGCCGCGUGGCUUACGCUGCGGCUUUCAACGCACAAGCGGCGGUGGCCGCUGCCUUCCUGCCUGGACCACCUUUGUUACAUCCCCCUCCAGGUUUCCCGCAAAUCAAGUCGCCCUACAGUCCCACCAGCCAGCCGCAUCUUACAGCGGUGCGACAGUUUUACGCAGGAGUGCCGUCUUUAGACGCGGCGAAAGACUUCACGGUCGACGGUCUCACGGGCUACAACGGCAAGAAGAAGAAGAAAAAACGCAGGCACAGCCGGACCAUCUUCACGUCGUACCAGCUGGACGAGCUGGAGAAAGCCUUCAAGGACGCCCACUACCCUGACGUGUACGCCAGGGAGAUGCUCUCCCUCAAAACCGACCUACCCGAAGACAGGAUACAGGUCUGGUUCCAAAACCGUCGGGCGAAAUGGCGGAAGACGGAGAAAUGUUGGGGCCGGUCCACCAUCAUGGCGGAGUACGGCCUCUACGGCGCCAUGGUGCGCCACUCGCUGCCGCUGCCGGAGACCAUCCUGAAGAGUGCGAAGGAGAAUGACUCCGUAGCACCCUGGUUACUCGGUAUGCACCGCAAGUCGAUGGAGGCAGCACAGCACCUGAAGGAGUCGGGUUCGGAGCGCGAGGGCUCGGAGGCGGAGCCCGACAGGGCCACCUCGGCCUCUCCACACCACCACGAUGUGCACGAUACACAGGCGCAGAGUUCCCCAGCGAGCAGUACGACGGCGUCCUCCUCCGCCAAGGGUCGCGCGUCUCCGGAGACCAGGGAGAUGUACGAGGACCCCGAGGCCUUCAGGAACAACAGCAUCGCAUGCCUCCGGGCCAAGGCCCAGGAGCACCAGGCGCGGCUGCUGUCCAAUAAUUUACUUCUGCAGGUCCGAGGGCUAUCUCGUAGCGCCAGCAGCGCAUGCGACGACGACGGGCCGGCAGACAUCGACGUGGGCACGGAGCCGCCGCCGCUGGAGCCCCUCCCCCCGCACCCGCCGCACCCCGCGCACCUCUACUGACCCCGGGCGCCCGAGCCGGGACCGAAGCCCUAUUAGCUGCUAACGGCGGGAAGUUAGAACAAUGAGGCUAGCAAUGUCACCAAGUGGAUUGCCUUGUGGAACGCCGAUGCUUGGGAAAUUAUGUAGAUGUAAC